Messenger RNA from Benincasa hispida (wax gourd), 1843 nucleotides. RefSeq names its product transcription factor TGA7-like. Gene Ontology annotation, molecular function: DNA-binding transcription factor activity; sequence-specific DNA binding. Gene Ontology annotation, biological process: DNA-templated transcription; regulation of DNA-templated transcription. The record is from RefSeq and is a predicted model, not a curated record. Lineage: Eukaryota; Viridiplantae; Streptophyta; Magnoliopsida; Cucurbitales; Cucurbitaceae.
AAAUCAAUCUCAUUUUGUUUUUCUUUUGUGCUAAGAAAAUAUCUUUCAGCAGUUGAUCAAAGAUUCAAGCCCCAUAUUCUCUCUCUCUCUCUUUGAACUUUGAAUUUUCAUUGUUAAUCCAAGCUCCAAACAGUUUUCUCAUGCUCAUCAAUGGCGGCCUUAUGGAGAAUUACAUGAACUAAUGGGUAUUGAGGAUUUUGUGCGAGAAGCUUCAAAGCUCCGAAUCUAUGGCGGAAAUGGAUGGUUCAUUUGAUCUUGUAGGAGAGUUGACGAAGCUGAUUCGAAUAUGGGAAGGACGAUCCAAAUUUCAUGGUUGAAUAGAGCUGGGCCCGAUAUGAAAGGGCUCCACAGUGGGGAGUUUUAGAUGUUCAUUUUCAAAAAGGUUUGGCCAUGGAAAUCAACCUCGAGACUGCAGUAGAUUCAUGGCGGACCGCCGGAAAUGGCUACGUCGCCGGAAAAUUCCAUUUUACUCGUAUGAUUGGUCAACAGAGUAUGAGCUCUUCAUCAACUCAAAUCUAUGCUUCAAGGAUGGGCAUCUAUGAGCCAUUUCACCAGAUCAAUUCAUGGGCAAAUUCAUUUGGUAGCCGACUAGAUACGAGCAUAUCGCCUGUUAUAAAAGUGGAUGACUCUGUAGACAAUAAAACCGAGUUUGUUCCUUUUGAAUCGAUGGAUCAUCAUGAGAGCAGUCAAGAAAUGAACAAGCCAAUCGACGAUAAGGUACAAAGACGUUUAGCACAAAAUCGAGAAGCAGCUCGUAAAAGCCGUAUGAGGAAAAAGGUUUAUGUGCAGCAGUUAGAAACUAGCCGUUUGAAGCUGGCACAGUUGGAGCAGGAGCUAGAAAGAACCAGGCAACAGAAGGGUACCAGCAGCUUAGUAGAUACCAGCCAUUUAGGAUUCACCGGAUUGGUAAACCCAGGGAUUGCUGCAUUCGAGAUGGAAUACAAUCAGUGGGUUGAAGAGCAACAGAGACAGAUCAACGAACUCAGAAAGGCAUUGCAAGUUCAUACAACUGAUAUAGAACUCCAAAUUUUAGUGGAGAGCAGCUUAAACCAUUACCACAAUCUAUUUUGCAUGAAAGCCAGUGCUGCGAAGGCUGAUGUUUUCUAUUUAAUGUCUGGUGUUUGGAGAACAUCGGCAGAGCGUUUUUUCCUCUGGAUAGGAGGAUUUCGCCCAUCAGAGCUGCUAAACGUUCUCAAGCCAUACUUUGAGCCAUUAAAUGAACAACAAAGAGCCGAUAUCCACAAGUUGCAACAGUCGUCUCGGCAAGCCGAAGAUGCGCUCACUCAGGGAAUGGAAAAACUGCACCAGAAUCUAUCCCUCAGCAUGGCCAGUGAUCCUAUAGGAAGCUAUAUUUCUCAGAUGGGUGAUGGAAUGGAGAAACUAGAAGUAUUGGAGAGCUUCGUAAGCCAGCCGAGUGUGUGUUACUCUUUUCUUGAACAGGCAGACCAUCUCAGGCAACAAACUUUGAAGAGAAUGUCUCACAUCCUAACCACCAAACAGGCAGCACAAGGCUUGCUCGCUUUGGGCGAGUACUUCCACCGUCUCCGCAUUCUCAGUUCGCUCUGGGCCACUCGACCUCGUGAACCUGCCUAGCCAUUAAAAGCUCAGACAUGUUCCAGUCACCAUAAUAUUCAAUACCAUAAGGCAUAGACUACAAGGAACGUAUACUUCUGCCUCUCAUGUAAAAAAGGGAUGCAAAUCCUGUUAUAAGUUCCACUGCUAGCCACAUUUUAGUAAGCAAGUUCUGGUUUUCAAAAUGUAAAUAUCAAUAGUUCUUAUAAUGCUGCAGCUGUAAGAAACUUAGUUGAUUAACUUUAUAUAGUAAAAUUAUAUUUUUGUAAUA